Molecule: messenger RNA, 1361 nt
Organism: Salvelinus sp. IW2-2015
Lineage: Eukaryota; Metazoa; Chordata; Actinopteri; Salmoniformes; Salmonidae
Gene: sult3st1
Product: sulfotransferase family 3, cytosolic sulfotransferase 1
Biological process (GO): sulfation
Cellular component (GO): cytoplasm
Molecular function (GO): sulfotransferase activity
Source: RefSeq, a predicted model, not a curated record
GUCAGUGAAUCUUACUCGUAAUCACUCCGCGAACCUUACCACAGGUUCCAAAGUCUAAACGUUGCCGCAUAGCUAUUCAUAUCCCACUGUAGAUACUAAUAUUUAUACAAAACUAUAAUUAUUAUGGAGAAGCUCACCGAUGACCUGGUCAAGUACAAGGACUAUGUUUUUGCGAAGGAUUUGGUCAACGCUGAGCACAUUGACUCCCUGCAGACCUUUGAGAUCCGGGACAGUGACAUCUUUCUGGUUACUUACCCUAAGUCAGGAACAAUCUGGGCACAGCAGAUCAUCACUUCUAUCUGCGAGUCAGAGAUGGGUGAUAUCUAUCCCAACAACUUGGAGAUGAUGCCAUGGCUGGAGUAUAUUGACAAACGCCCUGACUAUUCCUUACGCCCUAACCCGCGGCUAUUCGCCUCCCACCUCACCCCUGUACUCAUGCCCCCAGGCCUGAGGGACAAGAAGGCAAAGAUGAUCUAUGUGAUGCGGAACCCAAAGGACAACGUGACUUCCUACUAUCACUGGUGUGUUAACUGGGCCAUGUUUGAGACUCCAAAGUGCUUCGAGGACUUUCUGGACCAGUGGUUAGCAGGGAAUGUUGGUGCUUCGUCCUGGUUUGACCACAUCGGAGAGUGGCACAGUAAGAGAGACCAGUACAACAUCCUGUUUCUGACCUAUGAGGACAUGAUCAUGGAUCUGAAGACAGCCGUGACGAAGAUCUGCCGUUUCCUGGAGAGGGACCUGACUGAAGCAGACAUCAACAAGAUCGUGGAAAAAGCCACGUUCAAAAACAUGAAAAACGACCGCAAGGCCAACUAUGAGUUCAUACCAGAAGACAUUCUCAAAAAGGGGCAGUUCCUGCGCAAAGGUAAAAUCGGGGAGUGGAAGAACAUGUUCACAUUGGCCCAGAGUGAGAGGUUUGACCAGGUCUAUAAGGAACGGAUGAAAGACAUGACUCUGAAGUUCAUCUGGGACAUGGCUCAACAAUCAGAGUGAUGGGAGCCUCAGCUCCCUGGCUUCCUCUACCUGGGACAUGGCUCAACAAUCAGAGUGAUGGGAGCCUCAGCUCACUGGCUUCCUCUACCUGGGACAUGGCUCAACAAUCAGAGUGAUGAGAGCCUCAGCUCCCUGGCUUCCUCUACCUCCUCACGUUCAGGAGUUCCAACAGAUGAUUCCAGACUUGGAAGGAUGGCAAUGCAAGUCUACAGUGAUAGAAGGGCGGAGCCUACAGCUCUGCCGCCACAAACCUCCCAGUGGACACUCUGCUAACGACAUUCAUGUCAAUUAUCUGUUGAAUGUACCAAAACUGGACAAUUCCUAAACCAUUUUUUUUUUUUUGUAUUGAUGAGGAAUUAAAUGAAACA